Fusarium sp. VM40 is the source of this 1803-nucleotide messenger RNA. NCBI's taxonomy places the organism in Eukaryota, Fungi, Ascomycota, Sordariomycetes, Hypocreales, Nectriaceae. The record is from the annotation of a GenBank genome assembly.
AUGAUGACUCCACGCUCUUUCAUGCUGGCGCAGCGUGAAGGCCACGGCCAGCGUCAGCGCCAGCACCACCAGGUUCAGCGCUCUCCUUCCCCUUGUACCACAGCUACUAGUCAUCACAAUACUUUAUCUAUUCCGACUCCCUCUUUAUCUCCCAUCCUCACUCCCACUCCAACUCCCGCCCGUUUAUCCUCCUCUUCAUCCUCACCUUCAUCUUCUAUUCCUCUACAUACUUCAUCUUCUCCUCUUCACCCAUCAUCUCAGUCUUCCUCGACAACCAGCAUAUACAACCCGUAUAAGCCGCCACCAGCACCCACCACCAAGUUGGCGACUUCAACGACUGCGACCGAGAAGUCGACCACGUUCUCACUCCCGCGCUGGUCGCCCAAGUAUGACGAUAGCAACAAACGCAUCACAGUCACCAUAUCUUCAGCUCAGCCGGACUUCAAUGCAACAAUGGUUAAACGUAAGGAUUGGCGGGAGACUAGCAGUCUUGCCCCUUCGAGCCCACCAAAGACCACUGUUAGUUUGACCAUGAAGCCUACACCAUCGAGCCCGGUCAAGAUCCCUACCACCAACAACCGAUAUGGCGCCCAUCCUCAGAAGCGUCAUUCAUCACAAAGAAAACGUAGCAGUGAUUCCCGGUCUUCGGGUAAUCUUUCGCCUUCUCUUGCUGCGCUUCUGGCCGUCACCGAUAUCCCCCGACACAAGCAACUUCAGCGACGCCGUCGUGGUGAAAAGACCCUGACUGUACAGGAGGUCUUUGACUGCCAGCAUGCUUCAGAGAAGCAACUUAGCUGGACUUUCAGCAGCCCUCUGGAUAUGCUGCUGUCCCCUCCUCAGGACAUCACCGACGAUGACGAUAGUGUGAGCGAUUGCAACAUUGGCUCCAGUAUGUCGACAAGGACUUAUUCCAUCGAUUCUAUCCCUUCUCUGGACGAGUCUUUCUCCAGUGAAUGCCUUUCAUCCCUUGGAAGCCCAAGGACCCCUAGCCCGUGUUCCCGGAGGACCAAAUCAACUCCCAUGCGAAAGUCGCUGGAGCCUGUUAUCUCCCCGCCUGGUUCCGUGGAGGAGCACCCGCUCGCCGGAGACGAUGCCGAUAUCGAAGAUUUGGACUUAAUCCUUGAUCAGCCCGAGGAGGUUCAGCCCAAGUCCCAAUUUCUCCAGCCUUUCAAGCCUUUGAGGUCUGUGUUCAAAUCGAACCUGACUGCCUCACUGCGGGCGCUUCGAUCAGCUGCGCGAUCCUUUUCGGCCCUCAACCUUCCCACUAUCCCACCGGAUGACUAUCUAACUCGAUCAAUUCUUACUAUCGACCCUAACGUUCCCUAUGCUGACGAGCGUCGCCCACCUGUUUCCGAGGAAAUGCCCUCGGCCGCCAUGCGCCGUUAUCUUAACCCUACAACAAACGCCAGGAUUGAACCACCGACAAAGACUGUUUUCGCUGGCACUUUUGCUGCAUCAAUUCAAAUGCGCACUUACAAGAUUCAGCGCUCCCGAGCGGCUCCGGGCUCCCGAAACUCUUACCCAUCAACAUCACUCCAGUCACAGCCUGCCCCUGUUCCCCAGCAGCCACAGCCGCAGGUCCCCACUCAUUCGGUCCCAGGCAUGCGACAGCGGGAAAUGCGUGAGAACUCCGACUUCAUCCGUAUUGCUGUGAUGGAGAUGGCCAUGCGCAAGCGUGGAAAACUCGACGACCAAAAACCCGGCCGGGCCCGUUUCGCACUUCCUCCCCGACAAACAUCGACGAAGCCCUACGAGAUGGGAGCCAACGGUGUUCCGGCUCGCUGGAUCCCCAUCAUGGCCUAG